This is a messenger RNA of Cryptococcus deneoformans JEC21, 4196 nucleotides long. Its product is annotated as inositol-polyphosphate 5-phosphatase, putative. NCBI's taxonomy places the organism in Eukaryota, Fungi, Basidiomycota, Tremellomycetes, Tremellales, Cryptococcaceae. The coding region runs from base 32 to 4093 and encodes 1353 amino acids. Gene Ontology annotation, biological process: phosphatidylinositol dephosphorylation. The record is from RefSeq and is a predicted model, not a curated record. The transcript has 15 exons. Gene Ontology annotation, molecular function: phosphatidylinositol-4,5-bisphosphate 5-phosphatase activity.
CUACAUCUCCGCGACGUCAGUUCCCCGCACGAUGUCCAUCUUGCAGAGGAGGAUCCCGUCGCUCGGCGCAGACCUCCAGCUCACAACGUGGCAGCGCCUCUUCCGGCACACACACACCGUCGUCGCAGCACAUCCAUGCCGCGUCCGCGCACAUUACAAUCCCUUUCUCCACGCCAGCGCCGUCCUUGUAGUCAACAAAGAACAGCAGACAGAGGCAGCUGCAGUAUUCAUCAUUACAGCCCCGGAAGACGGGAAACAGCCAGACAUACUGUACAUCAUCCCGAUCAUUCCCAGCUUCAAGCACAAUCUCGAACAGACCCCACCUUCGCCGUCGACCUCUUUCUUCCACCAGAGUGCGAAACCGCACAUCACGCUAUUCUUGAGCUGCGAAGAUACCACGGUCGAAUUGCGAAUUGCUGCGAACCAGUCGGCCAAAAUUCAAAAGUUUGUCGCCGAGCUUCGAAAGUAUAGCGACCUCGCGAACAAUACACUGUAUCCAUCCAGUCUGACCCAUGCGUGGAUCGGUCUGUAUCCCGUCAACCCGCCUGCUGAUGAGGAUGCCGAUGCUCCCGCUGUGGAUUCGGGCAAGGUGAUCGUAGUUGAUCACGGGGAGAAAACAGAGAACACGCCAACCGUCACUCCCGCUGCUUCCAAUGCUACUCUUCCGCCAACAACAUCUCUUUCCGAGAUUCCCUCUCCCACCACCCCCACUUCCACUUCCAAAUCUCCCCUUGACAAACCCGAAGUGAACACGACCACCAUCAAACAGGCCGAAGACCUCCAACCCAACCCCUACCUCCCCACAUUCUCCCGCACAUCCUUCCUCCGCUCCCGCCUCUUCUCCUCUCUCCCCAACUGGUCAUCCUCUGUCCCCAUCAAAAUCAGGACAGUGAGCUACAACGUUAAUGACAAAGUCCCGCCCAAGGGGACACUGGAAUUGAAGGGCUUGGUUGGAGGUGAUGAUGAAGAGAGGAGUGAUCUGAUUGUCGUCGGGUUACAAGAAGCUGAUUUGAGAAGUCAAGCAUUAUUGAUAUCCCAAGGAAACAGCCGAGCAGAUAGUUGGGAAACAGCUCUUUUCGCGGGACUCGGUGAUAAAGCUGGCGAAUACGAAAAGUUGGUAAUGACCCAAUACGUCGGAGUGGUGAUGAUCAUCCUCGUCCGCAAGAGUUUGAGACCCCACAUAUCGAGGGUGGAGAGUAGUGAGCGGGGGAUAGGGCUCUUGGGAUUUGGUGGGAAUAAAGCCGGUAUAGCUGUGAGAUUGAAAGUACAUGAUACGACAUUGUGUUUCGUCAACUGUCACAUGGCAGCAUUCACAUCCGCCCUCGAUCGUCGUCGACAAGACUACCAAAUCCUCCGCUUGGGCCUCAACUUUCCUCGACCCUUAUCGAGCGCUUCCCUCACGUCUGCACCGCUUUCGAGCUCUUCUACCAUUUCUAUCUCUGUCCCUCCAACCUCUUCUGCAUCUUCUGUAUCUUCUGGUACCCUUACUUCAGGUGCCGGAACUGGAGCUGGCACUGGAACCACCGGGGCUGCGGAAUCCGGGGUUACCGGUCAAAGUAAAGAAGAGGCCAAGUUGGAAGAGCAAGCAGAAACGAUCAACCCCGUAUUCGAAGAGUUUUGGCCAGAAGUAAAGGAUAAACUGUUAACCCUCGAAGACUGCCAUCUACUCUUUUGGAUGGGCGAUCUCAACUUCCGAGUGGACCUCCCCGAUGGAGAAGUACGGAAAUUGGUUGAGAAUAAAGAUUGGGCUGGGAUGCUUGUUCGGGAUCAGUUGAAGAAUGAUAUCAAAGAAGGUAAAUCAUUUGUUGGGUUCGAAGAAGCUGAGAUCACUUUCCCGCCCACAUUCAAAUACGUCCACGGAUCUAGCACCCUCGACACCAAGCGUUCUCCCGCUUACACCGACCGUAUCCUCUACUCUUUCCCUUCCCCCACUUCCACCUCAUCCACCCCUCUUUCCCCAUGUGUACCCCUCUCCGUCAAAAAAGGGGAAUAUACAUCACACGAAGAACUGAAAUGGUCAGACCACAGACCUGUGAGCUGUGUUUUUGAAGUAGGAGUGAGGAAAGUGGACGCCGAGAAGAGGAGAGAGGAAUCGAGGCGGGCGCAAAAGGAGUUGGAUAGGCUUGAGGAAGUUUGGAGACCGAGUUUGGAGAUCAAGGUUCUCCCGGAAUCACGGGACGCAAAGACGGACGAGGAGGGCAAUGCCAAAAAUGAGAAAGAGGAGGUGAGGCAGGAAGACGAGGGAGGGAUACAUUUUGGACAAGUGAGGUGCAGGGAAAAGAAGGAAAGGAUGGUGAAGCUGAGGAAUGGGGGGAAAGUACCAGCCAGCUGGAGUUUCAGGAAAGCAGGUACUGGGAGAGAUAUAUGCAAACCGUUCCUCUGGCCAUUCCCUUCUUCGGGCAGGGUGGAACCUGGUGAGGAGAUGGUAUUGACCAUCGUUUUGGAUGUGAAUGAGGAGUGGGCCGCCAAGUUGAGCUUGGGAGAGGAAGACGGGAAUGACGUCCUCGUUUUGCAAGUAGAGGGGGGCAAGGACACCUUUAUUACUGUCCAGUCUAUUUUCCUUCCUUCAAUCAUUUCUCUCCCCCUCACAUUCCUCUCGGCGCUUCCUUCUCCCAUUCGAGACUUAUCUCUGUCCGAACGCAAAUCGCUUUUCCGUUCGCUGCUCGAAACAGCUGAAAAACAAACCGCAACCAAUGACAAGGGCGCGGCGGCUGUUGGUUCUACCCCAUUCAAACCCGUCAAAGAAAUUUGGACGCUGUUGGAAUACCUCAUGGCAAACCCACCUUCUCUUUCCACCUGGUGCCGGCCUUCUCUCUACACGUCCUCAUUCUCUUCCUCUGCUCACUCUGCUGGUAUCCAGACAAUCAUGGAACAUCUCAACACCUUACCCUCUACCAUCCCCCUCCCCCCCGAUGUACCGCACCUCAUCCCACCAACGCUGAUCUACUUGCUUUCAUCUAUCCCUGGAGGUCUCCUGCCAGAGAGUGUGCAAGCGCAGAUCGAACGAAAUGGUGUAGAAGACAGGGAUGCAGCGUUUGGGGUGUUGGAAGGAGUGAAGAUGGUAAGCACGAAUACGUUGAUUGGGUUGGUGAGCGUUGUGAGGCUUUGUUUGGGACAAGUAAUGGGAGCGCAACAAGAAAGUGCGAAAAUAGAGGAGGAAGAGGAGAGCAAGGAGCAUGUUGAACGGGAACGAAAAGUCGACGAGUCCAAGCCGGACUCUAGCGUUGCCGAGGGUAGCGUCGACUCUGCAUCCAACCUCGCCACGCCAUCCACGCCCGAGUCCAACACGCAAGCCAAUAGAAAAUCCAUCGACCGUUCUUCUUUACUCUCCAAUGCAAACAGCAGCGGCAAUGACCAUGUAAAGCUCGAGUAUGCGCAAGAAUCAAAGGACGAUACCGGCAAUCCGGAGCCAGAGGGCGGCGCUUUGUUUGAAUUGGGCGAUGAUGAGGAUGAAGACGAUGAAGGGGAAGUAAAGGGAGAUGCAGAGAAUGAAGAGGUAGAGGUGGAGGGAGGAGGUGUACCGGAAAUGGAAGAAGAAAGCAAGGAUCUCUCGGAUGAGAUCAAGAAAGACAAGGCGGAGAAGAAUGAAAAGGACCUGAAAGCCAAGGACGAACCAACUCUUUCACCCGCCGCGUCUGUCCCCAUUACCGAACCAAAGGCUGACCCCAAACCCUCUCUCCAACCUGCCGCCGAGCUCACUCCUUCCAAAGCCAAGCCCAAGAUGAAACGAGCCAAAUCCCUUGCUGAAGAGUCUCUUGGCGAGGAAUCGCCGAUUGUGGAUGAUGUCAAUGGCGAUCCUGAUGGUGAUGGUAUUGAAAAAAGGAGCGGAAAUGUGGAGAUUGGAGAUGUGCCGGAGGACCAGGUAAAGAAAUUAGAUGCAGAAGCUUUAGAGACUCCGAAAGCGCAGGGUCGUUUGCUUGCGGGUACGGCGAGUGCAGCUGCAGGUGCUGGUGCUGCAACCAAGGAAGAAGAGGUCAGCACGAUCGACAAACUCGUGGACGUGCUCUGCCCUGCCGUAUUCGGUCGCGUACAAGUUUCGGCAGUUGGUAGGGAAAGGAGAAAGAAGUUUAUCAAGCUUUUGCUCGAGGGAUAAGAAAACUAGAUGGACGCUGCCUUUCACUUUGUGAUUUUCUCCUAUUGGAACUUUAAAACACAAAAACAAAAAAUUGCUACUGUGUGAAUAGACUGUUCAAGAU